AUGGAAGCUCAUCAUCGUCCCUCGCAAAGUAAUCCCGAAUAUAAAAACAUCAUUAUGCUAUUGAAUGCUAAGUUGUCGAAUCCUCAAGAAAAAAAAUAUUCAUCGGCUUUUUUUGACGCUUCUCUUCAUUAUGUCCUUAAUCAAUACAAAACGAAUUUCUCAAAGCACUUGUUAUGCACCCCUGAAUUGGCGGAUAUUGUUAUUGAAAUGACGCCGUUGUUUUUAGUCGAGAGGCCCGAUGAUGAUGUUGGGAUGUUUCGGGAAAUUGUAGACUUUCAAAUGAACCAAUGCAUUGAUUGUGUUAGGGUGUAUCACAAAAAAAUGAGAAAACUUAUUCAAAGAUGGAAGGGAAUGUACGAUGAGACGUCAAUUGAAUCGUUUCGUAAUAAGAUAGAAUCGUAUUGUAUGGCACGAAUACGGAAAAAUCUAGCAAAACUCAAACAAAGUCUUCUUGGGCUAGGUACCAUGGAUUCUCAAGAGUUGCUAGGCAUUGAGGAUAGAUCCUCAGAUCCAAACAAUAUUUCAUCGAUAUUCGAAGUUCUUUGCUUUCCAAGAUCACUUCAACAAAAAAGUUUAAACAAGUUAUUUGUUGAAGUAGUAACGAUGCUUAUUCAACGAGGAAAUUGUCCUCAACCAACGGAUUACUUUCUUCCUGGUGUAUUUAUUGCUUCUUUACAUGAAAAUCACGAGAUACAGAGCUGGGCAUGGUCAACAUUCCUAAAUAUGAAUAUGAAUCUUGCACUUAACUUGAGCGAAGUUUUGGAAGAAGAAUUUGAUUCGGUGAUUUGCAGUAUAUUGUCAUACUUCGUUGAAUUAAAUACAUUUUCAACGGGAUUUUACACACAAUAUCCUUUCACCAAUGAUAUCCUGCUAUCCUGGAAAGGUGUCGAGAUGAUCCUACUUAAAAUGGAGAAGGAAAUAAUCACGGAUUUCUUUGUUAGAGGAAAAUCGAACAUUAUAACCGCUUUCAUCAAUUAUCUACCCUAUGCCGUUGAAUCAAGUUUUAUUGAGAUGAUAAAUUGCUUUUCAAUCAUUUUGGAAAAAGUUGGUAACGAAUUUUGGAGACUAAUCUCAAAUCAAGCGCCCGCUUUUGUUCAACUUAUAUUCGACACAUUUUUCUCAAUAAAUAAAAUGACCCGCCCAUCAUCAAGUUUAUGUACUUCGUUGGUUUUGGCUUUAAAAGUAUUGCGCACUGCAUAUCCAAAAAAAAGAUCAUCGGAACAAGACUCGGACACUGAUUCUCCGGAGGAACCAAUUUGGUUGGUGAUGCUAAGGGAAGAUUCAUCAAAGAUAAAUGAUGUAUACUGUGAGACUAAUAGAAUAACAGAUAUGGACAAUGUUACGAAGCUGGAUUAUCAAUUAAGAUGCAUAGUAUGGAGAAAUCUCUUCAAGUAUGCGUCAGAAAACAUAUUGACUUCUAACACCAGUGCUACAGUUCUUUCAUUCAUGGAAUUUUUUAACAAGAUUGCGCUUAUGGACAAUAUUUUGGAUACAAACCAGACAAGUAUUAAAAAAGAUAAUUUAACCGAUACUUUGGCUGAGUCAAUAUCGAUUACAAAUGAACAUAUGAAUGCAUUUUUGGAAAAACUGCAGAAGAUUGAUACAAAACAAUUGACAACUAUUUUACCUGUAAAUAGCAUUUCUUUUUCGAUCAUUCAUCUUUUAUCUUCACCCGAUGCAAAAUUAAUGAUGUCUGGGUUGGUGAUUCUAAAAAGGUUAUAUGUUGAGGACUCCUAUAAUAAAUUAAUUAGAGAGAGCACAAAAUCAACUAUUCAAGGACUUAUAGAAACUAUUAAUAUUUUUCUCCAAUGGACCGAUGUUGGAUGUGAUACUCUGAAGCUAGCUAUUUGCAUAAAGGAUCUCUUGAAUAGAUUUUUUCCACUGAUAUUCGGAACAAAAGGUAUAUUUAAAAGUAAAGAUAGACAAGAUGACAAAAACCUUGCUCUAGAAUUCUGGAAUAUAUCAUGGAUUGGAUACUCUAAGGUUUUUCAGAUGUGCGCAAAGUGGGACCGAAUGGCAAUGAUAAUGAGAAAGAAUGAAAUUAAAAAUCUUUUGCUAGAAUUUUUGAAUCUCGCGACCGUUACUCUCAAAGCACUUGAAGAUCCUACUUUGAAAUCAUCAAUUUCAUUGAACGAUACUCAGAAACUAUAUUUCUCUAUUUUGUGCACGGCACUCGAAUUUAAUGACAAAGAUUUACUCAAGGUGGCUGUCCAAAAGACCGUGGAAAUUCUUGAUUUCCUGAUUGUUCAGAAAUGUGUCAUUGAGGCAAAAUUAUAUGUAAAAUUGUCGACCUUUUUAAAUUCAGAAAAUAUAUUAAAUGAGAGUGAACUACGAGAGUUGAGUCGAGCGUUGGGGAAUCAUAUCCCAGAAUUUCUCAAUGAAAACUCUGUGGAGCUUCUAUCCAGUGAAGAUGAAUUGUUGGAUUCGGAUUGUGAUUCCAUAAUUAUUUUGGAGAAAUUCGAAGAUUCAAUGGAACAAGUUGAAAAUGCUAGCAUAGAAGCACAACUUUUUGAGGCUACACCAACUGAUGAAGUUCUAACUUCAGAGAAAUCCGAGUUGGAUCUACAAUCAACUACUAUUUCUCCUUCGUAUGUAUCUAAUUCAUCAUGCGAUGUAGUGGAAUCGUUUAUAGGAAGCUACGAUGAUAUAUCAGAGGAAUCAAUAAAUUUUGAUAUUCAUGAUGGUUUUCCAGGUCCAAAUAUUCCCAUAGAAGACGAGUCGGAUCACUCUGGAAGUCGAAAUACAAUACCAGGGGAGAUACCACAAGAUACUAUUCCGGUACUCGGGCGCCUAACAUCAAAACCCAAUUUAACGAAGAAAUUAGAUCAAGAAGAUAUAUAUAUACCAGAGAGUCCUUUGAAAAGCAACAUUAUGCUAUCAUCUUCUGAAAGUUCUCGUUCAAAAAAAGGCCUUCCAUCUAUCAAUGAUAUAAUAAUCGAUUAUUCAGUUACGCUUAGCGAAAAAUUGAAAACAUCAGAAAAGGGUAUAAGCACACAAGCAAACCGACCGGCACUAAAAAAAGCAACCGCUGUAAACUUAAGUAAUGAUUUAUCCCCAGCUAAAGUAGUUAAAAGGGUUACUUUUAACAUUUCGGAUACGGAUACCAGUGUGGAUGGUUCAAGCUCCUCAAAUAAUAAUACCACGGACUUAUUGGAAAAAAGCACGUUGAGUUUUCGCAAAGCGAUAAAGAAAAAGGCAUCUAUGUCUAGGCGUGAAACUAUGGAUUCUUCGGAAGUCAGUUGCGAUCGCUCUGACGUUUCAAAUAUUAACAAAAGAACCAUUCAAGAUGACUUUUUUGAUAGAGGCAACGAGAUGGCAUUAGUUCAACAUUUAUCAAAAAGGCAGAAAGUAAACAACAAAGAUAUAACGAGAUUUAAGGCGAUCCCAUUUUCUGCGGAAAAAGGUCAAUUGUCGAACUUAACUAUUGAAGAAUCAGUAGACUCUGUUUAUAAAAAUGUCGAACGGUCUCAAGAACAAAUAUCCAUAAAAAACGAUUCAGAAUCUCAAAGUUGCAAUAAUAGUUUUAGUUCAAAAAGUGAAGCCAACACUUCCUCGAUGCGAUCAGGAGAAUUAAAAGAAUUUAGGGGCCCUCCUAAGCUUCAGAAUCCUUCAUUAUUGUCAUCUUUGCACAAGCAAAUAUUGUUAUGGGAUAUUGAUUUAAGAGACGACUUCCCUCCAAAUGUCACCACAAGAGAAUAUAGAGAUAUACCAAAUGAUUUUAAUUCUGUGGAAGAAUAUAUUACUACGUUUGAGCCGCUACUAUUACUUGAAUUUUGGCAACGUUUAAUUGAUUCGAUGGAAGAAAUCGAUGAAGUAAAUCAGCUCAUGUAUAAACUUCAGUCAAUAACGAUGGUUGAUGACUUUGUGGAGAUUCAAUUAAUGCCAGUAAGAAAGGAAUCGUUGUUAUUCAAAAAGCUCACUGAAAAUGAUCUCAUGUACAUAACUCAAAAAGAAGAAUACCGGCCGCCCAAAAAUUUUUUGGCACUCGUCAAAUCAGUGAAGACUGAUAGAUCGAAUGCUGGGUUAACAUUAAAAUGUUUUUUUGGUACCGAUCCGAAAAACAUCAAAUCCAGCCUAGGGGUUAAUAGCGAAUGGAGAGCUUCGAAGAUCAUAAGUCUGAAACCACUUACUCGAGAAUACGAUGCAUUGACUUCUCUCUCAAAUUUUGUUACGAAAGAUUUUAUUCUCAAACCAUUUGAAAACGAAAUACCACCAAUUUCAUAUGAUGACAUAGUUCUCUAUAAGCACAUAUACAAUGUUAAUGAAUCACAAGCUCGGGCUAUAUUGAGAGUUGUUAAAGGAAAACCUGGGUUUUCAUUGAUCCAAGGACCUCCGGGUACAGGGAAAACUAGCACUAUUGUAGGCAUAAUCUCUGCUGUUUUCGCCUUUAAUUCAAGUGGAAAGAUUUUGGUGUGUGCUCCAAGCAAUGCUGCAGUCGAUGAAUUGGUGAAAAGGCUGAUGAACGGAAUAUAUAAUUCAUAUGGAAAGUUGAAUAGGGUAAAUGUUGUCAGGAUCGGAUCUCCAGAAAAUUGCCAUGAGGAUGUCAAGCAUAAAACUCUUGAUUACCAGGCAGAAAAGAUUUCAAGAAAUAGUUCCAUCAUCACUGCAAAACAAGAAAUUUUAUCAAGUGCAGAUAUUAUUUGCUCGACAUUAACGGGAAGCGGACAUGAAAUCUUAAACAUCUUUAAUGAAUUUGAUACCGUUAUUAUCGAUGAGGCAGCACAGGCAGUUGAGCUUAACACUUUGAUUCCACUCAAAUUCAAUCCAAGGCGGUGUGUUUUAGUUGGCGAUCCUAAUCAACUUCCUCCGACAGUUCUUUCACACGUUGCUACACAACAUUCAUACGAGCAAAGUCUCUUUGUAAGAAUUCGGAAUAAUUUUAAAAACAAAGAGUCUAUCAUGAUGCUCAACACCCAGUACAGAAUGCACCCCUUAAUUAGUAAUUUCCCCGGUUCCUACUUCUAUAAUAAUUUAUUGAAGGACGCUCCAGAAAUCGAAAGUGAUCUCAUCCGGCCAUGGCAUGCCAAUAUUCUGUAUGCUCCUUAUAGAUUUUAUAAUGUUGCUCAGAGCGAAAUGGAGCAAGAUAAGAAUCAUUCAUUAUACAACCCUGUUGAAGCUCGAGUUUUAGCUAGUGCAUAUAGAAGAUUGGUUCUAGAUUUUCCUGAUAUCAAGAACUGGAGUUCCUUAAUCGGUGUAAUUACUCCCUACAAGAAACAAAAGCUUCAACUCGAAAUUGAAUUUGGGAGAGUGCAUGAUUUACUACCUUACAAAAUGAAGGUACCGGAAAUUAAAACAGUGGACGGAUUUCAAGGGAGGGAAAAGGAAAUAAUUAUGUUCUCUUGCGUUCGUGCGGGAGAAGACAAAACUCUAGGAUUUCUGGGGGAUAUUCGACGAAUGAAUGUUGCAAUGACUCGUGCUAAGCGCUCACUAUGGAUAUUUGGAUGUCAAAAAUCCUUGGUUCAUAAUAAAGCGUGGGAAGCACUGAUCAGUGAUGCAAAAGCAAGAGCUGUAUACACAAAUGCAUCCGUAGAAUUUUUUUCAAGAAGUAUUUUUGUUACAGAUAGUGUAUCCCAAGAAUCUGAUGAGGAGUCUUCGAGGUCAAGAAAGGAUGAUUCUCCAACUCGGCAGAAAGAACGAAAGAGUUCACUUAGAUCUCGCUCGAAGUCGCCAGAUCGAAAUAACGACAAACAAUUAUCUCGGAUUCGCAAUAAAAGUAAUGUUGAGGAUCGAUCACAUUCCACUUCACGUCCGCAAAGUACUCCCUCACCAUCCCGGAAGAGUGUAGAAGCCUCAAUUAACCGCGACAAGUCCCCAAAAGAACAGGAUAAAGAAGAUAGAACACGUUAUCGUAAUCGCAAUGAACCUGUUCGUAAGGAGAUUAAUCACAAUGAAUCUGCACGUAAGGAGAUUAAUCACAAUGAAUCUAUACGUAAGGAGACGAAUAACGAUGAAUCUGUACGUAAGGAGACGAAUAACGAUGAAUCUGUACGUAAGGAGACCAACAGCAAUGAAUCUGUACGUAAGGAGACCAGUCGCAAUGAAUCUGUUCGUAAUGAGAUCAACCACAUUGAAUCUGUCCGUAAGGAGACCAGCUGCAAUGAAUCUGUUCGUAAGGAGACCAGCUGCAAUGAAUCCGUUCGUAAGGAGAUUAGCUGCAAUGAAUCUGUUCGUAAGGAUAUAGAUCUUAAUGAAUCUGUUUGUCAUGAGAUCAGUCGAAAUGAAUCCAUUCGUAAUGGGGUCAGUCGCAAUGAGCCUGUUCGUAACGAGACUAGUCGCAAUGAAUCUGGUCGUAAAGAGACUAACCGAAAUGAAUCUAUUCGUAACGAGACUAGUCGCAAUGAAUCUGGUCGUAAAGAGACUAACCGAAAUGAAUCUAUUCGUAACGAGACUAAUCACAAUGAAUCUGUUCGUAAUGAAACUAAUCACUACGAAUCAAUUCGAAACGAGGCUAAUCACAAUGAAUCUGUUCGCAAUGAGACUAAUCACAUUGAAUCUGUUCGUAAUGAGGUCAAUCACAAGGAAUCUGUUCGUAAUGAGAUCAAUCACAAGGAAUCUGUUCGUAAUGAGAUCAAUCACAAGGAAUCCGUUCGUAAUGAGACCAAUCAAAAUGAAUCGAUUCGUAACGAGAAAAACCACAAUGAAUCUGUUCAUGAUGAGACCAGCCGCAAUGGGUCGAUUCGUAAUGAGACUGACCGCAAUGAAUCUGUUCGUAAAGAAAUCAAACACAAUGAACAUGUUGAUAAUGAGAUAAGUCGAAAUGAGUUUGUUCAUAAUGAGACCAGUCGCAAUGAAUUUGCUCGUGGUGAGAUUGGUCGCAAUGAAUCUUCCUGUAAUGAGAAUGAUCGCAAUGAGUCUGCUUGUGAUGAGAUUAGUCGCAAUGAAUCUGUUCGUAGUGAGAUUAGUCGCAAUGAAUCUGCUCGUAAUGAGAUUGGUCGCAAUGAAUCUGCUCGUAAUAAGAUUAUUCGCAAUAAGAUCAAUCACAAUGAGAUUAGUCGUAAUAAAACUAACCGUAAUGUAGUUAAUAACCAAUUUGUUGAAACUCACCGUCCUUUAGUUGAAGGAAAAAAAUCAGUAAAAUUAACUCGAAAACAGAUGAGAUCGACAAAUGAACAAGAAUGGACUUUUCACCGUGAACGUAAUUUUCAUUUGCCUUACCGAAAAAAUAACGUUAGAUUCCUCCGAAAGAAUGGAAAACCUGCACGUCAAAAAGAUCCUCAAAACGAUCCACUUUAUUUUUCUCAUUUUUAUCAAGACAGCCCUGAUAAUAAUUUUUAUCAUGACGUCCUCGAGAAUAGUUUUUAUCAGGACGUCCCCGAACAUAGUUUUUACCAUGAUGUCCCCGAGCAUAGUUUUUAUCAUGACGUUCCCGAAAAUAGUUUUUAUCAUGACAUCCCCGAGAAUAAUUUUUAUCAAGACAGCCCCGACAAUAACUUUUAUCAAGACAGCUCCGAUAAUGGUUCCUAUUCACCACGCUGGAAAUAUGAGAGAAAUUUACGGUCUAAUAACAAGCGUGAAGGUCAUAUUCACAACUUAUCUUAUGAUAAUCAAGAACGCGUAAAUUAUUCUUUCAAACGUGAUGGAAAAAAAUCAUCCAUUAGUGACCGUCUUGGAAAAAUAGAUCGACCUGUAGAAUGUGUUGAUGAACGUGUUAGGAAGCUUUCGAGGCCUACAAAUAAAAGAAGAUAUAACAUUCUAUCGGUUGGUCAAGAAAGAGAAGUCCAAGCUCCUGGACGAGAAGAGAAUCGAAAUAAAAGACACAUGAGUCCUCGAAUGGAUUUUCGUAGAAGAGAAUCCGCACCCAGUCAAAAUAAUAAACGAUUUCCUAGAAGAUGGUAA
This is a messenger RNA of Acaulospora morrowiae, 7836 nucleotides long. The record is from the annotation of a GenBank genome assembly. Lineage: Eukaryota; Fungi; Glomeromycota; Glomeromycetes; Diversisporales; Acaulosporaceae.